Messenger RNA from Perca flavescens (yellow perch), 1305 nucleotides. It is a transcript of the gene nkx6-2, whose product is annotated as NK6 homeobox 2. The record is from RefSeq and is a predicted model, not a curated record. Gene Ontology annotation, molecular function: DNA-binding transcription factor activity, RNA polymerase II-specific; RNA polymerase II cis-regulatory region sequence-specific DNA binding. Gene Ontology annotation, cellular component: nucleus. Lineage: Eukaryota; Metazoa; Chordata; Actinopteri; Perciformes; Percidae. Gene Ontology annotation, biological process: cell differentiation; regulation of transcription by RNA polymerase II. The coding region runs from base 387 to 1247 and encodes 286 amino acids. The transcript is spliced from 3 exons.
AAGACAAGUCGACCCCUUAAUGGUUCCCAUCAAAACCACUAAAAACAUCAUCAGAGAGGCCGACUUCCGCGAGGAUUCCUGUGGCGGACGCAUGAAGCCUCCUCCCAGCUGACAGACUCCGACCAAAACAAACCCGCGGAGAGCCAUUUCUGGGAGUUUGACCAAGCUCUUCGCUUCCAAAUAGAGAAGAGAAGUUCGCUUUUGCUCAAGUUUUUCAACAUUCAAGAGUCUGCUUCUUCCUCAUCCAGGAUACUUUCUCAGAAGGCGGCAGAAGUGGCCUGGCUCCUGAAUAUCACCAGUCCCGCUCUGCGCCUUUAUUUACUCUUAUUAGGUUCCUUUUAUUUCCCGUUUUUUAUACAAGCGAGUUUGGUGGUUCAUGUUCACAAAUGUUAGCGGUCGGGCAAAUGGAGGCUAACCGGCAGAGUGCUUUCGUCCUGGGCAGCACCCCGCUGGCGGCGUUGCACAACAUGACCGAGAUGAAAACUUCCCUAUUCCCGUAUACGCUGCAGCAGAGCCCGGCGGGCUUUAAGGCGCCCCACCUCUCCAGCCUUAACUCCCAGAUGGCCGGGGGGACCCCGCACGGAAUAAGCGACAUCCUUGGGAGACCCAUCACUUCGGCCGGACAGCUGCUCUCCGGCUUCCCCAGGAUAAACGGCCUGGCCACCACCGCAGCCGCCGCGGCGGCAGCAGCAGCGGGGAUGUACUUCACCCCGGCGAUGUCGCGGUACCCGAAGCCGCUGGCCGAGCUGCCGGGGAGGGCGCCUAUCUUCUGGCCCGGGGUGAUGCAGGGUUCUCCCUGGAGGGACCCGCGAGUUCCUUGUCCUUCUCAAGCUAAUAUGAUGUUGGAUAAGGAUGGAAAGAAGAAACACUCCAGACCGACCUUUUCAGGACAGCAGAUUUUUGCACUGGAAAAAACCUUCGAGCAGACGAAAUACCUGGCCGGCCCAGAGAGAGCCCGCCUGGCUUAUUCUUUAGGAAUGACCGAGAGUCAAGUCAAGGUUUGGUUUCAGAACAGAAGAACCAAAUGGCGGAAGAGACACGCAGCAGAAAUGGCCACGGCCAAGAAGAAGCACGACUCCGAGACGGAGAAGAUGAAGGAGAGCUCGGAUAACGAGGACGACGACGAGUACAACAAACCCCUGGACCCAAACUCAGACGACGAGAAGAUCACGAGACUGUUGAAAAAGCACAAGGCCAGCAACCUGGCGCUGAUCAGCCCCUGCAGUAACAGCUCGGACACCUUGUGAUGCACUCAUUAUUUUUAUUUUUUUUUAAUCCCCUUUCCACCUGACACUGCGAACAUGC